Necator americanus (New World hookworm) is the source of this 1008-nucleotide messenger RNA. RefSeq lists its product as uncharacterized. The transcript has 10 exons. Gene Ontology annotation, molecular function: protein serine/threonine kinase activator activity. The record is from RefSeq and is a predicted model, not a curated record. Lineage: Eukaryota; Metazoa; Nematoda; Chromadorea; Rhabditida; Ancylostomatidae. Gene Ontology annotation, biological process: intracellular signal transduction. Bases 1 to 1008 code for a protein of 335 amino acids.
AUGCCCCUACCCAUAUUCGGCAAAUCACACAAGUCUCCUGCCGAUGUGGUGAAAAAUCUCAAGGAGGCUCUCGUUGCUGUGGAGAAGACACAAGGUGAUAAGAAGGGUGACAAAGCAGUGGAAGAAGUGAACAAAUGGCUGCAAAUGGUGAAGAGCAUUAUUUACGGGUCAGAAACGCAGGAUCCUCAUAGCGAGCAGGUAGCACAACUCGCUCAAGAGACUUAUAAUGCCAAUGUUCUGCCGAUGCUCAUUAAAAAUCUACCGAAACUCGACUUUGAGAGCAAGAAGGAUGUUGCUCAGAUUUUCAACAAUCUUCUUCGCAGACAAAUUGGAACCCGCUCUCCCACUGUAGAAUAUUUAGGUGCUCGUCCCGAAAUGCUUGUCCUUCUUGUUAACGGCUAUCAAAACGGUGACAUUGCCGUCACAUGUGGUCAUAUGCUGCGUGAAUGUAUUCGCCAUGAUCAGUUAGCAAAGAUUCUGCUGCAGCAUGAAUCGUUUUAUAAGUUCUUCACGUAUGUCGAGUUGUCUGCAUUCGACAUUGCCUCCGAUGCCUUUGCUACGUUCAAGGAUUUGAUCACUCGGCACAAAACAUUAUGCGCCGAGUUUUUGGACGCUAAUUACGAUCGUUUUUUCACCGAAUAUCAGAAACUGCUCAAUUCGGAUAAUUACGUUACAAGGCGCCAGUCACUUAAGUUGCUCGGUGAAUUACUACUGGAUCGUCACAACUUCAAUGUAAUGACGCGAUAUAUUUCAAAUCCGGAAAACCUCAAGCUCAUGAUGGAAUUGCUACGUGAGAAGAGUCGUAGCAUCCAAUUUGAAGCUUUUCAUGUGUUUAAAGUCUUUGUUGCUAAUCCGAACAAACCCCGUCCUAUUGCCGAUAUUCUGUUGAGGAAUCGCGAAAAACUGGUCGACUUCCUGGCGCAGUUCCAUACGGAACGUACAGAUGACGAACAAUUCAACGACGAGAAAGCGUACUUGAUCAAACAGAUUCAGGAAAUGAAGGCUUGA